AUGAGAAUAAUUACCAAAAGAAUAAUGAUAUCCCAAAGUAUAUUUUAAAUAAUGUGCAACCUGAGACUUCUUAACAAAAAAAUAAAAGUAUCUUUUGAGAGGACAGCUGGAUUAAAUGUUAUUUUAAAAUAAUACAACAAUUUAUUUUUUCCUUAAAAAAUAUAGACAAAAAGAAGUGGGAGAGGAUGCCUCCCAAGUGCCUUGGAUAUCAUGGAGGAAUGCUACUGAGAUGCCACAAUUUGGUGAUGUGGCAGGCGUGGCUGAGGACUUCCCUCGCCAUGAUGCUGCUUUCAGAAUCUAAAAUCAUCUAUAGGGUUGAGGUUUUGAAAUUUCAAGGUCAUGAAGGUGUCGGCGUAUACCUGCUGGUCUCCAAGGUUAAAGCGUACGUAUGGGAAUCCGCAACUCGCCUCGACAUCUCCGUGCGGUGCGGCGGAGCAGAGGACGGUGGUGGUGGAGAUUCAAGUGAUAGUGGCACGUAUGUGGCGGUGACGAUGGCGGCGGCAGGCAUCACCGUCGACGACGAUUGCGGCAGUGGGCGUCGCUGUCGGUAGCAUGUUGUUGUGAAAUUAGUCAAUUUUUUUUACUUUUGAACUUGGCCACCACUGUUGACUCUGCUGUACGCACUUCCACAGCCUCCUUGUCCGACUUUGCGUUUUAACUCGGUCGCCGUUUGGUUCCGGAUAAGAACCAGAAAACAUUGGCCCCGUUUGGCAUCAGCGUUAGAGUUAGCGUUUUGAAAAGGCUAUCUAGCGUUGGCGUUUUUAGAAUUGAUCGACAUCAUUAAAAUUUUAUCCAAAACGCUAACGCUAAUCGAAAAUGCUAUUCCCAAACAAGGUAAUUAUCUGGUUCCUAAUUUCCUAUUGUUUCUCUCCUAAGUAUAAAUUUCAAUGACACAGUGUUUACCUUCUUAAUCUCUAUGUCCGCUCAAUACAGGCACAAAAAAUUGGACAGAGGAAGUAUGUUUGUUAUGUGCCUUCUACUAAAAAAUUACUUGUUUUUAUAUCUUGUAACUGGAGUUUUUUAAAGCUGAAGGAUUAGAUUUUCACUAUAACACAUAUGAAUUUUAAACUAAGGGAUGCUUUAUCUAGUUACUUCAUGUGCUCACUAUUUCUAGCUGCAGCAUCUAAAGUGAACUUAGUAACACUUGCAUAGGACUCUGCUUCAACGGAUACCAAAAAACUAACAUUUUAUAUCCAAAUUUAUGACAUAUCAUAUCAAAUACAAACAAUGAAAUUUUUUUUUAUCCAAAAUUAGAAUUUUCUUACAUAUGUAUUAAUGUGAUCAUUUAGUGCCUGUUUGGCAUCCACGUUUUUGGGCCAAAACGUUAUUGGGUUAAGUUUUACUGUUUGGCUUCCGUCAAAAUAGAUCUACGAUUAGAGGCGUAACUUCUCCCCUAUUCUUUCGCACGGCUAAACGCAAGAGGCUCUAGGGGAUGAGCGUUCAACCUAGAAGAUAAGCGAUUCCAAGAAAUUUUCCACUUCUACCCACGAAAAAUCUAGCGGGAAAGUUGGCGCCUUGCAUCUCUGAUCCAUAUAGCCGCGAUUUAACAGCAAAAAUUAGGGUUUAUUUGCGCAGUGAGUUACUCCAUGGAGGAAUCCAAUUCUUAGCAAGUAAGUAAUUCAAAUCUUUCAGAUUUCUUAAUUCAGUGAUUUAAAGAUUUGAUUUUUUCUUGAAAAUACAAUAAAAUUUUAUGUUUUAG
This is a messenger RNA of Cuscuta campestris, 1699 nucleotides long. NCBI's taxonomy places the organism in Eukaryota, Viridiplantae, Streptophyta, Magnoliopsida, Solanales, Convolvulaceae. The record is from the annotation of a GenBank genome assembly.